Sclerotinia borealis F-4128 is the source of this 2724-nucleotide messenger RNA. Lineage: Eukaryota; Fungi; Ascomycota; Leotiomycetes; Helotiales; Sclerotiniaceae. The record is from the annotation of a GenBank genome assembly.
AUGGCUAGUGCUCAAUACACGAAUGAGGAUUCCCUCAAGUCUGAUAUAGAUUUACCAGAAACAGAUCUUCAAUUGCCACCAACUCCACCAGAGUCCCAUGAAAACAGUGCAGAUGAGCUGAGCCCUCUAUCAAGUCAAGCUAGUUCAACCUCAUUAUCACAGCAGCGAUAUACUCUCCCGCCUCCAACGAAUCCACCGAUAGAGAUCCUCAAGGAAGAUCUGAAAACGCCGGAUAACCAAGUGCCCCGAGACCCCCGACUUAUCCGAUUGACUGGAAUUCACCCCUUCAACGUCGAGCCCCCGUUGAGUGCUUUAUAUGACGAAGGGUUUCUCACGUCGCCCGAAUUAUUUUACGUCCGGAAUCAUGGAGCUGUGCCUCAUGUGGACGACUUGUCGAUACCUGACUGGGAGUUUUCAAUCGAAGGACUGGUCAAAAAACCAUUUACUCUCACAUUAAAAGACCUCAUUAGAGAUUACGAACAAAUUACCGUACCUAUCACACUUGUUUGUGCCGGCAAUCGUCGUAAAGAACAGAACCAAGUCCGGAAAUCAAAAGGGUUCUCGUGGGGAGCUGCUGGUGUAUCAACGGCAUUAUGGACAGGUGUACCAAUGUACGAAUUGAUGAGGAAGGCUAUCCCAAUGAGGGGAGCAAAGUAUGUAUGCAUGGAAGGCGCUGACAAGCUUCCCAAUGGCUAUUAUGGGACCUCCCUAAAACUAAAUUGGGUUUUAGACCCCAACAGAGGAAUCAUGUUAGCCCACAAGAUGAACGGAGAUAUGCUUCGACCCGAUCAUGGCAAACCUUUGCGAGCAGUUGUCCCUGGUCAAAUUGGCGGUCGCAGUGUGAAAUGGUUGAAAAGGAUCAUUGUCACAGCCGCACCUAGCGACAAUUGGUACCACAUCUACGAUAACCGAGUUCUCCCAACUAUGAUCAGUCCAGAGCAAAGUGCCAACGAACCAAAAUGGUGGACGGAUGAGAGAUAUGCCAUCUAUGACUUAAGCACGAACAGUGCCACCGCAUACCCAGAACACGAAGAGCGACUCUCCUUAGUGAGCGGACGACAAACUUAUCGUGCAAAGGGCUAUGCGUAUGGUGGCGGAGGGCGACGCAUUACAAGAGUCGAGGUAACACUUGAUAAAGGAAAAUCCUGGGCGUUAGCAGAUAUACGUUACCACGAAGACGAUUAUCGCGACCGCAUCUACGAAAAUGAAGCUCUGUUUGGUGGUAAACUAGAUAUGGAGUGGAGAGAAACAUGUUUUACGUGGUGUUUCUGGGAAGUCGACUUAGCAAUCGAAGACCUCGCAAUAUCAGGGGAUAUAAUGGUGCGAGCCAUGGACGAGAGUAUGAAUGUUCAACCUCGGGAUAUGUAUUGGAGUGUUCUUGGCAUGAUGAACAAUCCAUGGUAUCGAGUAACCAUUACCAAAGAAGGCCGUUAUCUACGCUUCGAACAUCCUACACAACCAGCACUUAUGCCAGGAGGAUGGAUGGAGCGAGUCAAGGCCGCGAGAGGAAACCUUGCAAACGGAUUCUGGGGCGAGAAAAUGGGCACGGAAGAUGAGUCUGUUGCUCUGAUUGAAGAAAAGCAAGAGAUCAAAAUGACAAAAGAUGACACGAAUCGCGAAAUCUCAAUCGAGGAAUUACGCCAACAUGAAGACGAAAAGGAUCCUUGGUUUGUCCUCAACGGCGAAGUAUAUAAUGGAACACCAUUUCUGGAAGGCCAUCCAGGAGGCGCAACAAGUAUUACCGGAGCAGCAGGUCAAGACUCCACCGACGAAUUCAUGGCCAUCCAUUCAGAAACGGCCAAAGCAAUGAUGAUCACCUACCACAUCGGUACGCUGUCCCCCGCUGCCCUCGCCUCCCUCCUCAACCCCGAACCACUUUCAUCCGAACCCCAAACUUUACGCCCUAUCUUCCUACAGCCUAAAAGCUGGCAAAAAGCUAUUCUCACCGCUAAAAAAACCAUCUCGAGCGAUACGCGGAUAUUUUCUUUUACACUCGAUCAUGCGGAGCAAAUUAUUGGAUUACCGGUUGGUCAGCAUCUUAUGAUGCGGUUGCGGGAUCCGGUUACGAGGGAAGCGAUUAUACGGUCUUAUACGCCUCUUUCGCUUGGAACUGAUAAAGGGGUUUUGGAGAUUUUGAUCAAAAUCUAUGCGAAAAAUGAACAGGGGCCCGGAGGAAAAAUGACAAUGGCAUUAGAAAGUCUUCCUGUAGGCCAUUCUGUAGAUUUCAAGGGACCAAUUGGGAAAUUUGAAUAUGUAGCAAAGGGGGAAUGUGUAAUUGGGGGAAAGAAGAGGAAAGUAAAGAGAUUCUUGAUGAUUUGUGGGGGAAGUGGUGUUACGCCUAUCUAUUCAGUGUUGCGAGCUGUACUUAAUGAAGAAGAUGGGGGUGAAGGACCAACAUGUGUGGUUUUGAAUGGGAAUAGAAAGGUGGAGGAUAUUCUUUGUAGAGAGGAGCUGGAUGAAUUGGUCAAGGGCAGAGAGCAGAGAUGUAAAUUGGUUCAUGCGUUGAGUCAGCCGACGGAUGAGUGGAUGGGGUUGAGAGGGAGACUGGGAAAAGAUGUCUUGGAGAGGGAAAUUGGAAGAUUUGGUAUGCGGCGGGAUCAGGGACAAGUGUAUGCAGAUGGUGAACAGCUGGUGCUGAUCUGUGGACCGGAUGCUUUGGAAAAGAAUGUUCAUGGCAUCUUGUCGGAAUUGGGUUGGAAGGAUGAUGAUCUGUUGUUCUUUUAG